AGGCCGCCGCUGCCCAGGUGCAGCUGCGCCACGUCAGCAAGCCGCACGCGCGCGACGCCUGGGAGCGCGCCAAGCCCUGGAUGCUCGAGCAGCGCCAGAAGCUCGAGGGCCUCGGCUGGGCGCCCGUCGACAAGGCUCGCGUGAGUGGUGCUCGUCGUCGUCGCUGUGGGGUGGAGCACACCUCGGGUGCGCGUGCACGUCAUCCAUGCACGCCGUGCAUGGACGUGCAGCGCGGACCCUGGCGCCGCUCGUAUUCCUCCGGUGCUCACACGCCACACGCCCGCCCCAGACCGAGCUCUACGUGCUCAAGCGCAUGGCGCCCCACGGCUCCUUCACCGACGACGGCUUCGUCUACGUGCGCGUGCCCGCCAAGUUCAUCGACUUCACCCGCUCGGCCAAGGCGCGCGACGCCAGCGCCGACGGCGAGGAGGCCGAGCUCAAGCGCCGCGGCAUCCGCUCCAAGAAGCGCGAGAACGCGCCCAGCCACGCGCUCAACGACCCGCUCGUGUGGAAGAUCAAGAUCGACGGCGCCGAGAGCACCGAGGCCGACCGCGUGCCCAACGUCGCGCUCGACGUCGUGCAGCCCAUGGAGAACAUCAUGUACCUCGUCAUGACGCUGGCGCCCGGCCUCAUCCGCAUGCAUGCCUCGCGCAAGGACGCCAUGCUCCCCGGCUCGCACACGCAGGAGACGCGUGACGACCCCGUGGCGCCGUCGGUGCGUCACUCGGCCAUCUUUGCGGCGUCGGAGCAGCUGGCGCGCGUGCUGCCGCCGGCCUUCUGGUUCAAGCGCAACUCGGAGCACCUGCGCAAGAUCCUCGGCGACGCCGAGUUCGAGGCCGCCGAGGCCGCCGCCAACGACGAGGAGCGCGCCACGAGCCGCAUCCUCGGCGACGUCGCCGAGCGCACGUGGGAGGAGAUGCUGCCUCCUCCCGAGCAGAAGAAGAAGAAGAGCAAGAAGGCCGCCGCUGCCGCCGCCGCCGCCAACACCCACUCCGCCACGGACUCGUCGCCGCUGGCUGGCUCGCCCAUCGAGGCCCCGCCCACCGCCAUCGCGGUCUAAUCUUUGCAAGCAGGGCCUCGGCCGGCACAUCCGUCACCUCGCACGCUGCGCCAACACUGCCCGGCCCUACUCAGCUAUCGUGAACUCGCAUCCUCAAGUCAAGCUCCCGACCGUCCGUCUCGUCUGUCUCGCGCCUGGUCGUCCCGAUCCCGCUUCUCGCCUCUCUUCUCGCCCUGACGUCUUGUACCACCAUCCCGCUGUCUCACUACCAUCUCACGCCUUCAUCAUCCCGCAUCCUCCUCCACGGAGGGCCCGUACUACUACUUACUAAACCCUACAAACAUUGUCGCAUCGAAUGAAUGACUGUCCACGG
Messenger RNA from Tilletiopsis washingtonensis, 1373 nucleotides. RefSeq lists its product as hypothetical. The transcript has 4 exons. Bases 206 to 1060 code for a protein of 284 amino acids. The record is from RefSeq and is a predicted model, not a curated record. Lineage: Eukaryota; Fungi; Basidiomycota; Exobasidiomycetes; Entylomatales.